GCUGAGUUUGAUUCAGAGCAGCAGGAUGGACCCAACGGGGUCAGUCUUGCUCUGGACAACCAAAUGGCAAUUAGCAAGAGAGCAGCUAGCGAGGGAUUAACUAGCACGAAAGUAGCUAGCGAGAGAGCAACUAAUGAAAGAGCAAUUAACAAGAGAGCAGUUAGCGAAAGAGCAGCCAGUGAAAAAGCAGCUAGCGAGGCUGAUGCUGGGCCUUUGUGUGCCUACCGCGUCCUGGAGGACGGCAAAGAGGGACGGUUGUGUUUCCGUCACACUCAGGUGGACUUCACGUGUCCCAGCGGUACCUGCCGGCAGGUGAGGUCACCCGGAGGACACCUGGUGGCGAACAUGCUCUCCAAUGGCAGUGUGCUGCUCCAGUGGACUUACAGCGGACGGGGCAGAUCAAAUAACCCAGGGAAUUUAGGGGUCCCAUCAGGAGUCCCUGAACUUACAGUGACUCCAACAGCAGGGGGCGAUGGAGAGACUGUACCCGCCCCACCAAAGAGCCCCAGCAGGGGGCAGCAGAAGCAGAAUGGGGGGUUUAGAAUGAGCUGCUGGUGGAACGGCAGCUACACGCAGUUUGAGUGUGCGAGCAUUAUCCUAGGCAGCAGCUGCCGGGACUUCCUGCUGACCGAGCUCCACGAGAACGUGCCCUACCGCAUCUGCAUGCAGCCUCUGUGGACGGUUUGGGACGGAGCCGAGACGAGAAAACCUCACGGGCAUAAAAUGAAAACGACUGUGGAGAUUUGGGACGGAGCCGGCUGUGUGGACUUCAGCGUUUCUCCCUCUGGGAUGCAGGACAUUGUCAUCGCCAUGACGACAGUGGGCGGAGCCAUCUGUGUGAUGCUGGUCAUCAUCUGCCUGCUGGUGGCUUACAUCACUGAGAACAUCAUGAGUCCAUCAGUACAACACACACUUGCAGCACGACACUCCACACGCUCACACAACACACACCUGUAAACACACACACAUGUUUGUCUUACAUUCCUUGUGAGGACUUCCAAAGGUUUCUAUUGAUUUUUGUAUUGCUGUAGCCAAGUAAUACCACACCUACACCUAAACCUAGCCCUAACCUUAACCUCAGGUGUCC
This is a messenger RNA of Colossoma macropomum (tambaqui), 1087 nucleotides long. RefSeq names its product fibronectin type III domain containing 10 (gene fndc10). The transcript has 2 exons. The record is from RefSeq and is a predicted model, not a curated record. Bases 64 to 957 code for a protein of 297 amino acids. NCBI's taxonomy places the organism in Eukaryota, Metazoa, Chordata, Actinopteri, Characiformes, Serrasalmidae.